Linderina pennispora is the source of this 267-nucleotide messenger RNA. RefSeq lists its product as uncharacterized. The coding region runs from base 1 to 267 and encodes 88 amino acids. The transcript has 2 exons. Gene Ontology annotation, cellular component: ribosome; cytosolic large ribosomal subunit. Gene Ontology annotation, biological process: translation. The record is from RefSeq and is a predicted model, not a curated record. Gene Ontology annotation, molecular function: RNA binding; structural constituent of ribosome. NCBI's taxonomy places the organism in Eukaryota, Fungi, Kickxellomycota, Kickxellomycetes, Kickxellales, Kickxellaceae.
AUGACCAAGGGUACCACUAGCUUCGGUAGGCGUCACACCAAGACCCACUCUCUGUGCAAGCGCUGCGGUCGCCGCGCCUUCCACAACCAGAAGAAGACUUGCGCUUCGUGCGGUUACCCGUCGGCCAAGAUCCGCUCCUACAACUGGGGCAUGAAGGCCAAGCGCAGAAAGACCACCGGUAGUGGCCGCAUGCGCUACCUCAAGACGGUCAACAACCGCUUCAAGAACGGUUUCCGUGAGGGUGUCAAGGCUGCCAAGUCUGACUAA